Molecule: messenger RNA, 4096 nt
Organism: Heterotrigona itama
Lineage: Eukaryota; Metazoa; Arthropoda; Insecta; Hymenoptera; Apidae
Source: the annotation of a GenBank genome assembly
AUGAGGGACGCGUGUCCUAAUGGCGGUCAUCUCAAACGCCCUAAGGCGGCUAUUGUCUCGGUUUAUGCCUUCGUUGCGCAUACCGGCCCGUACACAGGCCGGAAGACCUACGACACGACCGCCUUCCGUUCUCAAAGGGCGAUCUGACGUUCAAGGGACGCGUACACACAAACACACGUACAUAUAAACUCGUUCAACUUCGACUCGUUGAACAAGCCUCACCGUUAGCCUUCUGUGCACUCCCUUCAAGGCACUGGCCUUCGUUAGCUUAAUGCCCGGUGAUAAUCAUCGGCCGGUUUGCAACAUUUCGAAGGCUUCGCGAACGCUCCAACUGCCGCGUAAUCCGACGUCAUUGCGGACGUCGUAUCAUAUCGUCUCGCGAUUCUCAGGCGAGAUCGCGCCUCCUUGCGAGUCAUGAAUGCGGCAGGCGCGUUCUCGUGCUCGCGGACAUUGUUGCGCGGCAGACAAUGCAGCCACGAUGAUGGAGAUAACAAUGUGACGGCGGAACGUAACCGUCGAUACCGGAGCCUGUAAUUUUGUUAAUUGCGCGUGGCAGACGAGCGAGGGGAGGAUAUUCAAUUCAUGGGUGGGUCGCGUCGCCAGCAGUUCGCGGAAGGAUAAGCGGAACGACGGGAAAUUCUUAAUUAAACAGCCGAACGCCAGCGAGAGUGUCGCGAGAUCGUAACGUAAUUUUUUCACUCAUCCUUCCGACGCGUUCCCGAUCGCUCUGUGUGUUUUUCAAUGUGCACGUUCGCGCAAGUAAACAAAUGUAUAUCCUUCUUCCCUCGUCGUUUGACGCACUUGAAUCCGUACAAUUUUUGUUAUUUCACGAUCUUCGAAAUCUUUGUCUCAUAUCGAUUUUCUGAUUAAUUUCUCUUUUAUAAUUUUACUUUAUAAUUUUCUUGUCACGUACGACAAUAUAUAAAAUUCACAGGUUUCAGGAAACGACGAUUCGAAUGUUGCAUAAAGUCGAGACAGAAAGUAACAAAUAACAUAAUUCACUCGCGCACCCGUUACACCUCCUUGUCCAAAAGAUUUUGAAAUCUUUUCGUACGUAAUAAUGAUAAUAAUAAUAAUAGCAACGUCGUCGUAGAUAUAAUUGCGAGACAUUAGGAUGAGAUAUUGGACUGGGAGAGAAGAGGGUGCACGUACAAGGGCCGAAUCCGCCCCGGGGCGACGAUUUCGAUCUCUCGAACUAUCAUCCGUGGCGCAGCUAUAUAACGUGCUGGUUUGUGCACGGUAUCACGCGUUACCUGCUCGGGGUGCACUCCAACAUCGGCGAUGUAGUCGCGCGUAAUAAUCGCGAACGGUUCGUUCCGUGGAUCAGAUUAGGAGAGAAAGAGAAAGAGAAAGAGAGAGAGAGACUCUGUAGGUCUCUCUGAGACUGUGUUAGAUCCCGGCGAGUGCGGUAGGCCGAGAUUUUAUCACGUCGCGACGGUAGAAGAGGAAGUCAGUCCCCUCUCUCAGAGCCACGAUCAGACACUUUCGGCUGUCCAAUAAAACGGCUCGAUUAACUGCUUACACCUAUGCCACUGUGGGAUAAGACAGAUAAUCUCGACAUCCUCGCCGAGUCUCCGACUAGUUAUUCCCUCUGCUGGUUGCCACAGCCGUUCUCGGGCUACGCUCGAAGCCUUUUUAUCCUUCAGUCACAUUAUUUGGGAUUUGGCCGCGAGACCCGUGACUCGAGAAGUUUCUCUCCCUUCUGGAGAGUUGGCGGCAACCGACUUGAUUCUGUUUGCGGCAAACUUGCUGGAAGUUAAAUGCAGGAAUUGUGUAUUUGGACUUUUAGUUGCGCUCAAAGUUUUUCUUGUUCGUAUUAAUUUCAUUACUUGGUAGCAUGAAUCAUAAUCACACGUUACAAUGGCUUUCCUACAGUUUCAUUGGUUUCUACGUGAUAAUAAAAUCGUCUUUUGCCGAAUUGAUCGCUAAUGUAAAUAUCGUACUUCUGAUCGAAAUUCGAUAAAUGUCUCUCUCGUUGAUUUUACUGUUAACUCAAAAUUAGCGUCUCAAGUGUAAUGCUAAUUUUUCUUAUUUAAAUAGAUUUUUGACGAUACAGCACAAAUGUAACAAAAUCUUCAGCCAAGUUUUCCUCUAAUCGCAAGUUCUUGUCUUUUUUUUUGAAAAAAAAAAAAAAAACAUAAAACUGCAACUUUCAAACCUUCGACACACAAUGUUCGAUAUUCUCGCCUGAAACGAAAGCAAAAGGAGAGAAACUUUAAUAUCCAUGCUUACGCGUAAUAAACGCGACGAUCGGCACAAAGAGCGUGUCGAUAACGUCAGGUUACUGAAACUUUGUCGACGUCUGUGCAUCUCGCACGGUAAGAUAGCGUAUGGGCGUCAUUUUGUAGGGCAGUAUUUCAAUCGGCGGAUAGCAGACGAAACGUAUGGAUAGGGUAAAGAAUUAACCGGAACAUCGUGAAAGUGCCGCGGGGCUUCACUUUGACAGCCGAUCACCGCCGAAGGGUGAAUGAUACGAACAAACUCGCCGGGCAUUAUAUUUCAAUCACGUUUGUGCAGCCUUUGAUUACUCGCGAUUCGAGAGGCGACGCUAACUGAGAGACUAACGAACGAUCUCUCUGAUAUUAUUGAUCGAGUUGUCUAACAAUUUUACACGGUUCUCUGGCUUUUCCCUCGUCCUUUUUCGAAUGCGCGUCACCGACGCUUCGUGCAGCCAUUUCCUUCGCGAUACAAAUCAUUUUUACAAAUUGCAAAUCGAAUAUCUCUUUCACGCCGAUGCCGAUACUCUUCGGAAUAUAUAUCCGUUCGGCGUGUUUCCUUUCACGGAAUCGAAUCGGAAAGUUUCUGUGUUUUUUUUUUUAUUUUUUUUUUAUUUUUUUUUAGAGAUUCGUUGAUUAGAACGAUAAAUAUGCCUUUGUGACGCUUGUGUUGGGGAAAGUACUGUUGGAUGAUCAACCAGGCCUGAUGAUAUUAGCUCGGUGCUAACACCGAGUCAGUAAUUGAACUCCGAAAGUGCCCUACGACACAAUUAUUCCAGUAGUUGGUUUCGAUUACAUUUACAAUUAUAAAAAGACGCGCUAGAAAGUCCUAACAUCAUCCUCGACCAAAAUUGAAACGUGAACAAACACUCUCGUAUAAGUUGCUAUUCACACGGAAUCCAACAGUACGAUGAAACGAUGAUGGAGUUGUGGACUGGAGACAGACAGCAGAGACGACAGAAUUCGCGCUGAGAAUUUUAGAAGGAACGAGGCGAAAAUUGUGCCAAUUACAAACGUAAAGGAAAGGAACGCGGAAAAAUCGCGCUCGGAGCUCGAGCAACCUGUAAAUUAAAAUACCCGCUUCUUUCGCGUUCGUUUAAUUUCGUAUAAUGCAUCGUUUUCGAGGGCGGUACGGUUAAAGCCGUAUAUAAAAACGACGGUUUGAACAAAAUACAUUGCGCCGGGAACAUUUAUCGGAAAGCUUCUUUAGAUCCUCCGGUGAAUGAGCUUGCCCGUGCUCGAACUAGCAUCUCUCUGGCGUUAGGGAGCGUUCCCUCUCGUGAUUUUUGCUAAUUUACAGGUGAGAAUGCUCGAGGAAGCGGACCAAGCGAAUGGAGCAUUAAGGAGUAACCGGUCGACUUUUUUCCGGCCCUCCUCUCCCCACCCCCCCUCCUAUCUCCGUGGCAUUUAGCCGGGAUAGCCGCGGAAUCGGCGGAUAAAAAAAGCGUUUCGCGAAGCUGCAACCAACCAGCCAGCCAGCCGAGCCGAGCCAAGCCAAGCCAAGCCAAGUCAAGCCAAGCCAAGCCGAGCCGAGCCGAGCCAGCUGGUUCCGAAUAAGAGAGAGAGGGAUGGACGAGAGGAACGGGGUGAAGAACGGCAAGGACACCGGGACCAAGCAGGUGAACAAAGUCGCCAAUCACGAGCCUCUCUCUGGAUUCUCUUGCGUCUUGCUCCUCCCUGGCCGAGCUUGCGGAGGUGUGGUUUGCACCUGCGCUUGCGCUACACGCCCCGCCUUCCGCACCUGCGGCUUUUCCGCGCUUCCGCGAACGCUUUUCGCAGCCAAGGCUGGUGGGGCACGGGAUCCGAGAACCAGGGGCCACGAGGUUUCGACCGCCAGUGCUGUCUGGACCGCGCUGGCUGAAUCUACUUGCACCGUCUAG